AUGCAGCACACAAACUAUACCAGGCCAACAGAGUUCCUAUUUAUUGGGUUCACAGAUUAUCUGCCAUUCAGAAUCAUGUUGUUCUUGGUGUUUCUCAUAGUGUAUACAUUGACUGUGGUUGGAAACAUGGGCCUAAUAAUCCUAGUUAAUAUUGACUUAAGUCUUCAAACCCCCAUGUAUCACUUUCUUAGCAAUUUGUCUUUUUUAGAUAUAAGCUAUUCUACAGCCAUUGCUUCAAAAAUGCUGGUAAAUUUCUUAGCUUCCAGGAAGAGCAUCUCUUUCUAUGGAUGUGCUGUACAGAUGUUUUUCUUUGCAUGCUUUGCAGAUGCCGAGUGUCUUAUCCUGGCUGCAAUGGCAUAUGACCGCUAUGCAGCCAUUUGUAACCCACUGCUUUAUUCUACUCUGGUGUCUCGAAGGGUCUGUUUCAGCCUUGUGAUACUGGCAUAUUUUAGUGGAAGUAUGACCUCACUGGUGCAUGUGUCCCUCACAUUUAUGCUUCCGUACUGUGGCUCCAAUAUUGUCAACCACUUUUUCUGUGACAUCCCUCCACUGCUUGCUUUAUCAUGUGCAGAUACCCAUAUUAAUGAGCUUCUGCUCUUUGCCUUAUGUGGCACAAUCCAGAUGAGCACCUUCAUGGUCAUCCUUAUCUCUUACUUCUGCAUCCUCAUCACUGUUUUGAACAUCAAGUCCUCAGGAGGCAGGAGCAAAACCUUCUCCACCUGUGCUUCCCAUCUCAUAGCUGUCACCUUGUUCUAUGGAACACUCCUGUUUAUGUACUUGCGUCCCACCACCAGCUAUUCUCCAGACACAGAUAAGGUGGUUGCUCUGUUUUACACUGUUGUCUUUCCUAUGUUGAAUCCAAUUAUUUAUAGCUUCAGAAACAAGGAUGUGAAAAAUGCAGUCAAAAAAUUAUUUGAAAAAAAGGGUAUCUUGAAAUGAA
This is a messenger RNA of Peromyscus leucopus (white-footed mouse), 940 nucleotides long. Its product is annotated as olfactory receptor 5AS1-like. Gene Ontology annotation, biological process: G protein-coupled receptor signaling pathway; sensory perception of smell. Lineage: Eukaryota; Metazoa; Chordata; Mammalia; Rodentia; Cricetidae. Gene Ontology annotation, cellular component: membrane. The transcript has a single exon. The record is from RefSeq and is a predicted model, not a curated record. Gene Ontology annotation, molecular function: odorant binding; olfactory receptor activity; G protein-coupled receptor activity. Bases 1 to 939 code for a protein of 312 amino acids.